Messenger RNA from Cercocebus atys (sooty mangabey), 1445 nucleotides. RefSeq lists its product as uncharacterized. Lineage: Eukaryota; Metazoa; Chordata; Mammalia; Primates; Cercopithecidae. The record is from RefSeq and is a predicted model, not a curated record.
CGCAAUGCUGGAAGGAGUUGAUAGACACAGAGGUUGCGCUGCUCGGAAGAGACCGAGCCCCAGGGCGACUGUGCCCUCUGGGCGGUUGUGAGGCUAUGCAGGCUGCGGCUUCUGCUCUCUUUCCUUUCUUUCCCUGACUUGCUGGGUCCCGGCUCUGAGGCGUGCACACCGCCUUUUCUGCACAGUUUGGUACCUGUGGGGAACCAAGUGGCAAAGUUUCCCGGGUGGUUUUGUUUUUAUUACAACUUUUUUCUUACAUACGACGGCCAAGGGCCUUGCUGCCCUCACCAUUACUCAGCACUGCUGUGGGGCACGGGAAGGAAAGUCGCUCCUGCGCCGCCUGCGGGCUCCCGCCGGAAGGUCGCCAGUGGAAGCGCCUGGGAGCGCGCCCUUCCGCCAGGCGCUUCCGGGCGGGUGCUGCGAGGCGGCCGCGGGCGUGUGGCGAGGCUCCCUUUGUGGCGGCUGAGGCACGGUGGUCCGCGCGUGCUCCAGUGUAGUUUGGGCCCUCGCACCACGUCUCGAGCCUCGGCACUAUUGUUCAGCCUGCAAUUGCCGCGGAUGGGGGCUUAUUCUCGUCGCUACGCCUUUAAAAGGCAACUCAUCCCCUCCUCCUGGCGUCUCAGGCACUGGCGGGGCUAUAACUCAUGGCUGGGCGGCCCUGCGUGGGUCGCUGUGGGCAUUUUCUGUGGAAAUAGCUUUGAUCCCAGCCGUCAGGCACAGACACGCCCCGGUUUGUUUUCGUUCGGGCAUGUGACCAGGCGGGAGGGUCUCCCGCGGAGUUUCGCUGAGAAUUUUGGAAAUGAAGCACUAUGUAGGGGUAGAGAGGCCGAGCUGAAAGGAGCACGGGCGCCGGCCUCAGCCUGUGGGGAGCCGGGCCCGCUCGCCUCCCUGCGCCUGGCUAACCCGAGCCUGGAACUCGGGAAGCCCAGGAGCGAAGCGAAAGCCCCUUUUGGCCUUUCAGGGCUCCACUCCCGCAGCAGCCCGGCUCCGUCGGAGUCAGUGGAGCCCCAGGCCUGGGUCCGAGUUGAGCGAGACGCUGCCCUGGCUCGCGAUUGCCCAGGCGCUCCCAAAACCAGGGAACAGUCCCCAGGAGAGAAGCCUGAAGUUUCCUGGAGCAGGGAAUCUCCAAGAUCCUGUUCUGCAAAGGAAUCUGGACUUUAUUCUGAGGGCCGUGGAGAACCCCUGCAAAGUUUUUUAAAAGGUGGACUAAGAUUGGCAUUUCACAACAUGACUCUUCAAAUUGAAACACUAAGAAGAUUGGCGAAACUUAACAUUUACAGAUUAGUAAUUUAACCCAGGUGACCCGCCAUGAGGGACAUGGCUACCCUUCAUUUUUGGAGGGAAUUUUAAGUGAUACAGAUCUUUUUGCCAAGCAAUUUUUUUUUUUUUUGAGAUGGAUUCUCACUCUGUCGCCCAGGCUGGAGUGCAAUGAUGUGGUCUCGGCU